Messenger RNA from Paramecium octaurelia, 513 nucleotides. Lineage: Eukaryota; Ciliophora; Oligohymenophorea; Peniculida; Parameciidae. The record is from the annotation of a GenBank genome assembly.
AUGAUUAAAUUACUUAAAAUAACAGUAUUUAUAAUUAACUAUCAUCCAUAGAAGAUUUAAUAACUUCCAAAACUUCUAAGAACUUUAAAUAUCUUAUAACAUGUCUCAUAAAUAUUAAAAAAUAAUACAAGAUUAUAUAUAAAUUAUUUAAUUUAUUAAUAAAUUACUCUAGUAAAAUUAGACUAGUAGUUCUUCCCAAAUCUAUUGAUAGCUUGGAGAAGAUAUAAUUCAAAAUACAAUCUUUCUUAGGAACUACAUGAUUUAGCCAAAAAUUAACUGAAAAGGUUUUUAAGAAUGGAAACCUAAUAUUAACAAGUAAUUAGAAAUCAUUUCUGAUCAUUUUGAGGAUGGUUGAGAUAAAUCAAGGGAUCAAAAAGUCUCACCACCCUUCUCAAAACCUUAUUAUACAUCGAUUUAAUUGAAGUCUUGAUGGAGAACCAUUUAUCUCAAAAUCAUAUUAAAAUGAAUACUCAUAUAAAAAAUUUUCAAUUUAUAACUUUAACUAAGACUUCC